Molecule: messenger RNA, 1612 nt
Organism: Dreissena polymorpha
Lineage: Eukaryota; Metazoa; Mollusca; Bivalvia; Myida; Dreissenidae
Product: fibrinogen-like protein 1
Exons: 7
Coding region: 438-1559 (373 amino acids)
Source: RefSeq, a predicted model, not a curated record
AUAAGGCUAAACCGAAGUCAAGACAUAAUUAAACUUCACAAUCGUAUUCGCAAUGACAUUUACAAAAAAACUGUGUUUAUGUCUGUCAUUAUUUCUGGCUGUUGUGCCCAAUAGACUUUGCCAAACGGCUGCAUGUUCGGCAUGUUCGGACAAACAUGUAUUGGAAUCACUGGGGGAUCACGGUGAUAGACUGUUUUUACUCGAACAAGUUGUGAAAAACCUGACUCAGGAGAUAAGUAACCUAAAAUCAGACGUCCACCAUUUGAGCACAGAAAAUGACAAUUUGAAGAAAACUAUGCUUGUAGAAUGUGACAAUAAAAUGUGAAGCACACUGUGGUACAUCAAACCAUCCUACAACGAAACCAACAUCUAACCAUCCUACAACAACACCAACAACGCCUCAUACAACGUCAGUAAACAACCAACCUACCUCCGCAAUGGUGACCACCCAUGGAAGUAUCAAUAUCACAGUAAUGCAAGCGCAGACAUCUGCGAAUGUGCCAACAGUUCCACCGGUAGUAACAUCCGGUAGUCCAACGAAUGCAACAGCAAUGGCUAUGGUAUCGCCUCCUGACAUAACAACGGUAGCUGGGUUCCCAUCGGCAACGUCCAAUGGUCCGGCGAAUGCAACAGUAUUAAAUACGUCGACAUCUGAUAUCAUGACAACGGUAGGCACAUCUGCAAACACGACGUCAGUCGGAAAUUCUUCAGCACCCUCAAACCCAGCCUUGGGUGUAAUUACGACCACUCCGAACGUGACCACAAAUAGUCCUCUAAUGACCACUAUUGCAACAACGAGUCCGACAUCGACAGAUGCUACGACUACAUCUGGACCUGUAUUCGACGAUUGUGAGCAUGCAUUGGGACAUGAAGUAGGUGCUAAAGUUGUACAAAUCAAACUUGCAGGGUCCACUGCAAGGGUAAUCAAAGUAGAGUGCACACAGGAAAAUGGCACAGUGUGGAUGGUCAUUCAGAGACGAGUUGACGGCUCCGUAAACUUUGACAAAACGUGGCAAAUGUACAAAAUAGGUUUUGGAAAUAUAAACCCAAAUGGAGAAUAUUGGCUAGGCAAUGAAAACAUACAUCAAACGACAUAUACUGCUGACCAUCGUUUACGAAUAGACAUGCGCGACUGGGAUGGAAACUCGGUUAACGCCGAGUACGAACAUUUCCGAGUUGGAGACGAAGCAAGCCGAUAUACUCUUGUAGUGGGAAGCUAUUCGGGCACAGCAGGGGACUCUUUCCACUACCCACCGUCCUACCAGCUACAGCACCACCAGGUGGCGUUCUCCACGCGUGACCAUGACAACGACAACAGUCCCGUCAACUGCGCACGUGAGCUGAGAGGCGGCUGGUGGUUCAACGACUGCUACAGUUCUAAUCUUAACGGUGCCUUCAUCGACCAUCCUUUCGGUGCGCGCACGAUCGGCGAGUCGUACGGACAACCCCCCCUCGAGGGCACGGGCAUUGAGUGGUACCCGUACAAACGCCGACAGUACUCCAUGCGAAGCGUGGAAAUGAAAAUCACAAAAUCAAGGGUCGCGUCAAUUAUGGGAUGAUGUUUUUGUUGCGGUUUUUGGUAUUUCAUGAAAAUAAAGUGGCUUUUUCUCUG